UUGUGUGUGUAUUUAAUAAUAGUUGGGAAGAAGGGUGAAAAUUGCCCCAUACAUUGGACGAUUUGUUCGACGCACCAUCAUCUCUUUGUAUGUUUUGAUUGGGACUCCGUUGGGCAACAGACGACCGAGCUGGCGACUUCAGGUAACAACCCUGGGGGUGGUAGUGCCUCCUCCGGCAAGCAAGUGAAUGCCGAGGCGGCGGAAUGGAACAACGAGGAGAUCGACCAGAUUAGCUUCUAUGACUCGGAUAGAUUUGAGGAGGAUUCCCUGUGCAGCUGGAGCUCCGAACCAGACAGUUUGUGCAACAACUGGCGCGGAUGGAAGAAGCCCAACAAUUCCUGCACCUUCGGCGGGGGACCAUUUAGGAAAUCAGCUGAAGUUAUUGGAGCAUCAGCAUCAUGCCCGCUAAAAGAGAAUCCUUUUGCAGAUCAAGUGACAACACUCACGGAGCUUGCAGCCCGAUGUGUAGCCUCGUAUAUUCCGUUUGAAUUGGUGGAACAUGUCUAUCCGCCUGUUCCGGAGCAACUUCAGCUUCGUAUUGCAUUUUGGAGUUUUCCGGACAAUGAGGAGGACAUCCGGUUGUAUUCGUGCUUAGCCAAUAGCUCAGCUGAGGAAUUCCAUCGGGGUGAGUCACUGUUCAAGACGCGCUCCGUGAAGGAUCCACUGCAGAUUGGGUUUCAUCUGUCGGCCACUGUGGUGAGUGUCCAGCCACGUGCUCAAUUCAAUGUGGCGGUGACUUUCGAUCGUCGCCGGAUCUCCUCGUGCAAUUGCACGUGCACCUCGGCUGCCUAUUGGUGUUCACACGUUGUGGCUGUUUGUCUCCAUCGUAUUCACUGCCCAAAUGAGGUGUGCCUCCGGGCACCAGUUUCGGAAUCCCUCACGCGUCUCCAGAGGGAUCAACUGCAGAAGUUUGCACAGUAUCUCAUUAGUGAAUUGCCACAGCAAAUUUUACCAACAGCCCAGAGAUUACUCGAUGAAUUGCUCAGCUCACAACCAACGGCCAUUAAUACGGUAUGCGGGGCUCCGGAUCCAACGGCAGGAGCUUCGGCAAAUGACCAGACAAAUUGGUAUCUAGAUGAGAAGACACUCCAUUGCAACAUUAAGAAGAUUCUCAUUAAGUUUUGUCUACCAGCUCCAAUGGUGUACAGCGAUGUGAAUUAUUUAACAAGUUGCGCCCCACCGGCUGCUUCGGAAUGGAGCUCCCUGCUACGACCACUACGUGGGCGUGAACCCGAGGGUAUGUGGAAUCUCUUGUCGAUUGUGCGUGAGAUGUAUCGUCGUUGCGAUCGCAAUGCCAUACGUUUGUUGGAAAUCAUCACAGAGGAGUGUAUGGCGUGCGAUCAGAUCCUCGUGUGGUGGUUCAACACGAAGCUGUCACUCCUGGCUGGUACUGGGGGACACAGUGGGGGCAAGCACAAUAACACCCACAGCAAUAGCAAUGCCUCCCAGCAUGCGUGUAGUUCACUAUGUGAUGAAAUUGUCGUUCUAUGGCGACUUGCAGCACUCAAUCCGGGUUUAGCGCCCGAUGAGCGGGAUAUGCUGCAUGCUCAAUUCACAGCCUGGCAUCUCAAGAUUCUCGAUCGUGUGGCAAAGAAUCGUGUGGGGAAUUCAUCGCAUACCACGAAACAGCAACAGAAUUCAAGGCCAAAAUUCUACAGAACCGACGCAGAGGUUUUCAUUGGAUUCAAACCGGCCAUUGAGGCGUGCUAUCUGGACUGGGAGGAUUAUCCAAUAGCUGGCAUAACGCAUACUCAGGACACAAAUCCCAUGUAUCAUUGUCCCUUUACGUGCUUCAAACACUCAGACUCGAACAGUCAUGUAAAUAGCAGUCAGGCCGUGCUGAUGAACAACGUAAAGCACUACCAUCAACCAAUGACAACAAUUCACAACACCGCACUGAAGAAUCGACGGGAACGCUCGUAUCGGGAUCGUUGCUACGUGUCCAGUAGCAAUAAUAGCAACAGCAGUUCGGACAGUGUGAAUGAACGUCUCAAUUCCCAUCUGGAUGAGCUGUCGCAUCAUGUUCGCGACGAUGGGAAUCGCUCAAGUGCCAGCAGUGAAGGAUUCUGCGAGAAUGAGAAUGACGAUGAGGGGCUGGAGAGUGGCGGUGGGAAUGCCGAGGGUGGUAGUGGCAGUGCCAUGGUGUCGAAUGGGGGGCAGCCCGUGGAAUGUGGGGGUGGUGCGACAACGAAUAGAAUUGUAAGCAUCGAUACUCAGGUGGUGGAAUCACGUGAAUGUGAUUCAGCCGGGAAUUCGUGUACAUCGAGCAACGAUAGCUUGAGCAACACGGAAAAGUGCGGGCAAGCAGUCGAGGGGGGGCGAGAGUGUGCUAAAGUGACACUCAUGGUGACUUCAUCGGAUGAUGAGCAAAUGCAAACAGUGGACAGUAGUAGCUGUAGUGUACAUAUAGAUAGUAGUCAUGUAAAUAGUUUCAAUGACCGCAACAGUGAUGUGGUGAAGCAGCACGAGACGGCAACGCAGACAGCAUCCAUCACACCAUCAUCAGUUUACACAGAAAGUGCCAAUGAGACAAUUUGCAAGGAUUUAGCGGAUUCAGAGCCACAACCAUCGACGACAAAGGGUUGCCAGCAGGGGGGAGAGGAUGCUUCAGCUGCGGGGGAUUCAUUGCCAUCAAGUGGCCCGAGCGAUACGCAAUUGAGUGGUCAAGGUGAUGGGGUUGAGGUGACAUUACGGCGUCCCUCGAAGGAGGAGAGCUUGUCGAGUUCUGAAUCAAUUGAUGAGUACAAUGUGUACUACUACGACACAAAGGGUGCCGCUGCAGUAGCUCUACCCAAUGUAGCUGAAUGCCAUCCAUCCUGUGAGCCACCCACGUGCAGCUAUGAGAGCAAAUACAAGGCGCCAGAGCCAAAAAGUCAAAUUUUUUCAAAUCUCAAACCCACAGAGGAUGCUUGGGACAUUCUCUUUGCACGAGCUGAGGGUUUGCAUGCGCACGGGCAUGGGCGUGAAGCGUGUAUUCUGGCAGUACGAUUGGCGGAGGAAUUGCUGGCAAAUCCACCGAAUUUGAUGAUUGAACUGCCACCACCACCGAAGCGAAAGGGCGGCAAGAAGCCCACAAUUCAUCCACUAUCGCAUCAAAUGAGUGUCUUGGCAUCAGCUACGCUGUCAAAGAGCGCCUUCUUGUGCACAGUUCUCGCGGAGAAUUCGGAACACUACCAUCUGGCAUUCCGUAUUUGUCUCUUUGGUCUGGAAAUGCCACGACCGCCAGCAAGUACGAAACCACUUGAGGUGAAGCUGGCAAAUCAGGAAGCGGAUCUUCUGGCCCUUCUCAAACGUAUCCCCCUUGGGCAGUUGGAGCUACGUGUGAUCCGGGAGAGGGCUGAACACUUGCGUGAUUGUACGUUGAAGACACGCGGGGAAGCAUUGCUGCCAAUAAUGUUGGCAAGCUUCAUUUUUGACGCACUCGUCAUGCCAAGUGUUUCCGGGAAGGAGAAUCGCAAUAAAGUCAUGAGUACGUCGUAUCGUUUGCCAACAGAUGAGAAUUUGGGCUUUGAAGCAGCUGUAGCUGCUUUGGGGCUCAAAGCGAAUGUCUCCGAGGCGGAACAUCCGCUUCUGUGUGAGGGAACACGACGUCAGCGGGGGGAAUUGGCAUUGACCCUUCUCUAUUACUACAAGGAUGAACCACGGAAGAUUUCCAAGAUAAUGGAGAAGUUGAUUGAUAGGGAGAUUCAUGUGCUCAUGAAGACACCCCUGUUGCCGGCUUACUACUCCAAUAACCCACCAAUUCGUACGGCUGGACAGCAAUCGCGACGUGAAGAGCAGGAAGCUGUGGCGCAGCUGAUGUCGGAUUCACUGCAGGAGUAUGGAGGCAAUAGUCGACCGCAGAGUAGCACAAGUGCCGAAUUGGAGGGAUGUAUGGGGGCUAUGAGUCUCUCAGGGGGCCCUCAGGGAGCAGCUGGAGGUGGUGGAGGUGGAGCAAUGGGUGCACCGGGUGUUGGGGGCCCAUCGAGUGCCAUGCAGGGUCAAACGUCCCGCCUGAAGGAGUCCCGGUACAAAGGGAAGCGCCCAUAUCCAUCAAUUCCCAAUCAACCAUCAGAGGCGAAUGCUCACUUUAUGUUUGAACUCGCGAAGAAUAUUCUCAUUAAAGCUGGUGGCACGAGCUCAACGUCCCUGUUCACACAGGCGUCGACUAAUCAAAAUCACCACGGACCCCAUAGGGCGCUCCACAUGUGCGCCUUCCAAUUGGGUCUGUACGCAUUGGGAUUGCAUAAUUUUGUCUCUCCCAAUUGGUUGUCGCGCACCUACUCUUCCCACGUGUGCUGGAUCAUUGGGCAGGCAAUGGAGAUUGGAGCUCCGGCAAUUUCUUUCCUCAUUGACACAUGGGAGGGGCAUUUAACACCCCCCGAGGCAGCAGGUAUGGCCGAUCGAGCAUCCCGUGGAUGGGAUAGCAAUAUGAUCUAUCCAGCAGCUGAGCUAGCACUCUCCGUGCUCCCACAUGCAGCUGCCCUCAAUCCAAAUGAGAUUCAACGGGCUAUACUGCAGUGCAAGGAGCAGAGUGAUCAGAUGCUGGAACGUGCUUGCUUGACGGUUGAGAAUGCCGCGAAAGGUGGUGGAGUCUAUCCGGAGGUACUCUUUCAAGUUGCCCGGUAUUGGUAUGAGUUGUACAUCCGGAAUACACCGGGUGGGGAGUUGGAGCAUGAGGCGGGCAGUGAUAUCCAUUUGGAUCACAAUGUGGUCAAUUUGGGGCCACUUAUGGAGUCUCAGGAGAUGCAGCAGCAAGUUGUGCCGCCUCCACCGCAAGCAGCACCCCCGCCACCGCCACAGCAACCACCACCGCAGCCACCGCCACCGCAACAGGGUGUCGUUGUGGCAACAACAACACCACCACAGCCGUAUCAGCAGGCAGUGACUACCCUGGCGCCAAUUGGGAUCUCCCACUAUGGGCCGUACAGCUUCCCAUGCCAGGGGAUCUAUUCGCAUCAUCACAACAUCCCAUUCCCGCACAAUCAGAUGCAGAUGUACAUAUCGACGCCGCCACAGUUCCCCUAUCCACCGCCCCAUGGGCCAAAUCAGCAGCCCGGGCCGUACGUGCAGCCGCCGCCUUUCCAACAGAUGGGUCAUCCGGCCACUGUUGGACCACAAGGUUACACGCCCAUGCAGUGCCCCAACCAGCAGCAGUACUCGGGCGUUCAGGUGCCUGUCCAGAUGCCUGUGCCACCGCCAAAUAAUGGUCAAAUGCAACAGAAUAUGCAGUAUUUCAGUCAACCCGUGGCCAUGGCACCACCACCACCACCCCCAAAUAUGAGCAACAUCAACACAAUGGGGAGGAAUCAGCAUCAACCGCACGGAUCUCAUCAUAGCGUCAUGUAUCCCUUUGUGCCGAAUCCACCUGUGCGCCAGAGGCAUCCCCAUCAAUUCAGCCAAAUUCAACUACGCUACUUGAUGGCCGCCUACAAUGUGGGCAUGCUGGCCAUGGAGACGCUCGCGCGGCGUGUUCACGAUGAUCGUCCGCAAGCAAAAUAUGCCCGUGAUCCACCCUAUGGGGAGGAUGUGAAAUGGUUGCUGAGAAUUUCUAAGAAAUUGGGCACUCAAUACCUCCAUCAAUUCUGCGUGUGUGCCGUGAAUUCCAUCGUGAGCCCCUUUGUGCUGCACGACGUGGCCAUUGAGUCGGCGCACUAUUUGGCACGCAAUAAUCCAGCACUUGUACUCCAACAUUUACGAUCAGCUCUCACGCCUCUCGUGCAAAAGUGCCAGCAAAUGUACAUUCAGUGCAUCCAUCAGAAACUUUAUCAUCUCACAACGGCAGACUAUGAGGAGUUUUCGAGUAUUAUUUUGGCAGCAAGGGCAGCUUUUCAGAUUACACCAGAAGGGAAUGCACAAUUUAAGGAUUGGCUGCAGUCCAUAAAACGAUCAAAAUCCUGCAAGAAGGAUUUAUGGACACAAAUUAAUGCUGCGCUGCAGAAUAAUUCCAAAUGACAAAGACUAGACUCGGUCAGCUCUGAAGGGGUUGUUCCGGCACAUUCGGCACCAGCACACAGCUCACAGUCACGUCCAUACGGACAGGGGGCUAAGCGGCCCUACUGAAAAGAUGGGAAUGGGAGAGAGAGCCAACCACGUGAGAUUAAGGAGACGCAAGUCUCAAAUUUUUUUUAGUUUUCAUUUUUUCCUUUUAUCCUGUUGAAAAUUUAAUUUUUGACCAUCACAUAUUCAUUAAAAAAAACAUUUUUUUGCGAUAAAUCCCGCACGGACUUUUGUCCAUCCUCCAAAAAAAUCUUUUGCGGAUUUUAAGAAGUUUUUUUUUAAAAAAAUAUUUUAUUGCGUGAUUUUAUUUUCAUAGAAAUCGUCUAGAAGGAUUAAAGAAAAAAAAAAUUAUAUUUAAUUUCGGGGAAUUUUCUCUCUUAUUUGUUUAAUAGGAAUUAUAAAUAGAUUUUUUUUUGAAAAUUAUAGAUUUUCGCUUUAGAUUGAAAUUCCUUUUUGAUCCUUAAAUAUUAAAGUAAUAGAUUUUAUUUAUAAUUAUUAAGAAAUAAAAUAUUGAAUAAAAAAAAGCCAUUCGUAGAGAAAGAAAAGGCAGAAAAUGAGAUAGAAAAAAAAAACAUCCUCACAUCACUUUUCGUUUCACUUUAGUAAAUUUAUAAAUAGGAAAAUUUUUGUUUUUAAACAAUUAUGGCUUAAUUUAUGAAAAAAAACAAGGAUUUUUUUUUUAAUUGCAGCCGUGACAGAAUCUCAAGAAAAGAUUUAACAAUAAAAUUCCUAAAUCGCCUUCCGGGCGAGACACACUCUAUUAGUUUUUUUCCCUUAAUUGUAAGAAAUCAGAAUUCUAGUUAAUAAAUAGUUCUUUCUCCGUCAAAAAAAGAGUUAAAAUAAAUUUUAAUCAAUAGCAUAAAAAAUCCCAUUUGUGUUCAAGCAGCUUUGCGAAGAAAAUGAAGAAGGAAAAUCAAGCAGAAGAUUCAUAAUUUCUUUUUUUUUAUAAUUUAUUUUAAAGAUAAUUUUUGAUUAAUAAGAAAAAAUAAGUUUUUUUUGUCAUUUGAGAGAAGGAAAAAAAAGUAGUGAAAAAAUUUUAGAGCAAAUGUUAGGAUUUAGCAUGAACGCGAAGAGUUUCUUGAUGAAGAAUCCCCCUAUUUUAUUUUAUUUUAUUUUUUCUUAUACAUCAUACAUUUUAUUGAAUGUAUUUCGUCGUAUUUUUUUUAGUGUGUUUCGUUUUUUACAUAUUUUUUUUUAUUUACAAAAAAUAUAUUUCUUAUAUUUUAAAAAAUAUACACCAAUUUUAUCCUAUAUAAAAAAUGUUAUUUUUAUUCCUUUCUCUGUGGUCCUUUCAACACCUUUUUUGUCUCGAAUUUUUUUUGAAAAAGAAAAAUUUUGCAAAGUUUUUUUUUUAAAGAAAAUAAAUUUCAAAAAAAACAGGACGGUUGUGCAUUUGUAGAGAAAAUAAACAUGCAGAUAAAAUGUAGAUUUUAGAUUUAAAAAAAAAACAGUUGGAUGUUUCUUUUUAUUUCAAAUUACAGAGCUAAUAAAAAAAACAAAUGAGUUUUAAAAGUUUGAAAAAGAACUUUUUCAUGUAAAAUAAAAUAUAUUUCAAUAUAAUCUAUAUAAUUUUCAAAUAAAAACUUUUCUCUUGCAUUUUGUGUGAUUUUUUUUGUCGUAAUUUGUGAAGAAAAAAAAAUUAAAGUAAAGAAGUAAUAAUUAUUAAAUCGUGUAAAAAAUAAACAUAGAUUUUCAAAGUAGGUAACCUUUUUUUUGUCUCACAAUGCCCUAACUCAGAUGGGAGAAAUUGAAAAAAAAGAAAAAAAAAUAUUAACGAGUAAAUAGAAAAGUAGAAGAUAGAAAUUGAAAAAAAAAAAUUGAAUGAAAAUCUCGUAGAUCUUAGAGCGUCGUGUAAAAAAAACCCUCUUACCUUAACCAAACUUAUAAAAAAAUAGAAAUAUUAUAAUAUUUAGAAGGUAUUCUUAUAAAAGAAGAAAAUAUUUAGAAUUAUUCUUGAAGAAAAAAAAAACAAACCCAAGUACAUUUGAUGUUAUCAAUUACUAAUUAAAUAACUUGAAAGCAGAGUUUUUGAAUUUCUUUCUAUUCGUGUAUUUUUAUCACGAAGAGAAUAAAUUGCAAAUCACGCGCAAUUUCUAAACAGCAAUAGUUUUGAGAUAAAAAAAAAAUUUAACAUUUUUGAGAAGCAGCGCAAGAAGCAGUACAUAGAAAAACCCACCUCUUGUCCUUCACUUUAUUGUAGGUUUGUGUUAUCUAAACAUUAAAAAAAAUCAUUAUUAACUUUAUUUAAAAACAGUUUUGCACAAUUCUUUUAAAAGUUUAUUUUUAAAGAUUUUUUAUCAAGUUCAAAAUACUUCUUUUUUCUCCAAAUAAAUUGCCUCAAAGUUUAAGGAUUUUUCUUUCUCCUAAAAAUAUAUUCUUAAAGUUGUUUGAAAAUUAAUGAAUAAAACAUAAAUAGUUAAGAAUAAAAGCAACAAAAAAUAUCCAAAAUAAUUUUCAAAAUUAUCAAAAAAGAAUACAACUGUGUAGCAAGAGUAGGGAGGGUGAGAGUAACUUUUAAAAAAAGCAGUAGAGCAAAGAGAAUUUUAUAACAAAUAAUAAAAAAAAUGAAAAGAAUUGAAAGAAUAUUGAAAAAAAUAUAUAUUUAAAUGAAGAAAAAAAUAGUAAAAGAGGCAAAAAAAGAAAUAUUUUUACACUCACUAAUAAGGAUGAUAGGAAAGAUGAAGAAAUAUAUCCCAGGUGGAGGAUUUACAGCAUCCCUCUUUCUUGUACAUCAAUCCAUACACCCAGAAAUAUUCUAUUUCAUUUUCGGAUCUAUAUUUGAGAAAAAGAAAAACCCGCAACUCUAAAAAGUAAUAAUAUUAAAAAGAAAAGGAAAGUUAAGGAAAAAUUCAUGAAGAUUAUCAUGCAAUAUUGUGUCUUACAGAAGGUUAAGAAAAUAAAAGAAAAACUUUUUCUUCAUUGUCAGAAAUAGUAAUAGAAAUAAAAAAAAAAUAAAGAUUAGAAGUGACAAGAGAAAAAUUUUAUUGAACAUUCAAAAUAAUCCCUAUAAAAAAUAUUAAAAAAUAUACAUUAUUUAUCUUGGUGUUGUAUUGAAGAAAGAAAAAAAAAAGAAAAUUUUUAAUGCAAAAAAAGUAACAUAAUCUUAUAAAAGAAUUUUAAUAAAACAAGAAAAGGCAAGAAAACAUUACUUCUUAUAAAAAAUCUACCUAACAGUUUAAGAAUAAUAGAAGAAAAAACUUACAGAACUAAUUGAAAGCAGAUUGAAGAGAAAUGCAAAUCAGGAAAUUUAGUUAAUAUAUUGAAUUUUAAACAGAAAAAAAGUAUAUUUCUAGCAAAUUAAUAAAAGAUAAACUCUACAUUUAAAAAAAAAAUUGAAAUAAAGCGAAGAGAAGGUUAGAAUGAGAAAAAAAAGAAUAUUGCAUUGCAUCAAUAAGAAAAAAGUAUAAAUAUUGAAAAUUGCAUUCUAGAGAUAAGAAAGGAAGGAGAAAAUCCACAGAUUAUUAUAAGAAGGAAAGAAUAAAAAUAUCUUAUUACAACCAUAAAAAAAA
This is a messenger RNA of Lutzomyia longipalpis, 9488 nucleotides long. RefSeq names its product zinc finger SWIM domain-containing protein 8 homolog (gene Dora). The transcript has 11 exons. Gene Ontology annotation, molecular function: zinc ion binding. The annotation marks the transcript as partial. Gene Ontology annotation, cellular component: Cul2-RING ubiquitin ligase complex. NCBI's taxonomy places the organism in Eukaryota, Metazoa, Arthropoda, Insecta, Diptera, Psychodidae. The record is from RefSeq and is a predicted model, not a curated record.